CCCCGCGCCGGAGACAAAGAGCGGCCGGAGGAGAGCCGGGCGCAGGACUCCGGGCGUGGCGGCGACGAGCGUGUGGACUUCAGGGAGCCGGAGUCUGGAGCGCUCUCCGGGGGCGCAAGGGCUCGAGAUAGCAAGCCGGCGGCGGAGGCGGAGGAGUAGGCAGGUGCGCCGUCCAGGAUGAGGACGCCGGUGGUGAUGAUUCUGGGCAUGGUGCUCGCACCCUGCGGGCUGCUGCUCACCCUGACCGGCACGCUGACGCCCGGCUGGAGACUGGUGAAGGGCUUCCUUGACCAGCCGGUGGACUUGGUGCUGUACCAGGGCCUGUGGGACAUAUGCCGCGAGCAGAGCAGCAGCGAGCGCCAGUGCGGUCAGCCAGACGACUUGAGCUACUUCGCCGCCGAGCCCGUGCGGGUGGCGCGGGGACUCAUGAUCACGUCGCUGGCCGCCACGGCCCUGGGGCUACUGCUGGCGACGGUCGGCGUGCGCUGCUGGCAGGACGAGCCCCACUUCGCGCUGGCCGGCCUCUCCGGCGUCGUGCUUUUCGCCGCGGGCCUCUUGAGCCUCAUCCCAGUCUCCUGGUACAACCACUUCUUGGCGGAUCGCGCCGUCCUGCCUGCCCAGUCCAGCCCGGUCACCGUGCAGGUCGGCUACAGCCUGGUGCUGGGCUACCUGGGCAGCUGCCUGCUGCUGCUGGGCGGCUUCUCGCUGGCGCUCAGCUUCGCGCCUUGGUGCGCCGAGCGCUGUCGCAGCUGCCGGAAGGCGCCUCCAGGCAGGGCGCGCCGCAGCAGCAUCAGCACCGUGUACGUCGACUGGCCGGAGCCCGCGCUCACGCCGGCCAUCAAGUACUACAGCGACGGCCAGCACCGGCCGCGGCCCGUCCAGCUCGGCGCCGCCAGCCAGCGCAAGGCCGGCUUCCCGAUGCCCCGGCCGCCGCCCAAGGCCUACAGCAACCCGGUGGAAGUGCUCGAUGGGGAGAAGGCUCCCGAAUCCCACCACGGCGGGUCCUCCCGCAGCACCCGGUCAUGCGGCAGCGCACUGCCCUGCGACUCCGACCUGUAGGCGGCGCCCCCAGCCUGCUCUGGCCGGGCCCUGUCUGGAUGAAGGACUCGCCCCACCACGGUCCAACCUUGAACUUGGCUGUUACCUUUCAGCUGGAAACACCUGGCUCGGAGUCGGACCCCCGGACACAUUCCUGUAACUGGUUUGGAGGGCGAUCUUCCUUUCCUAGCCAAACUCGACUCCUUGGACGAUUAGUUCAGGUUGGGUUUGGUUUUCUUUUUACAGAGCUUAGUGUUUCUCCCCCGAGGGAUCAGGGCCGUCUUCUGGACGACAGCCUUUUCAUACUUUUAGCUGGAGACAUAGGAAGGGUGACUUUGCAUCCUGCUGAUAAUAACAAUGUCAGAAUCAGCAAAUGGAGGCUCAAAACCGAUUUAACAUCUCCAAACAACAUUCUGAAAUGCUGAUGAACCUUGCAUCAGUAUAAUUAUUAUUAAUUUAUUUUCUGCUGCAUAAUUCAUUUUCACACAAACUGUCAAGAGACCGGUACCUUUCUGGUUAUAUUUGAAUGGGGCUGUUAAAAUAAACAUAGAGCCAUGCAAAUACCAGCAGCUUUAGUGGCUUUUAUGGAAUGAAAUAACCUGAUUAACUCAUAUUUACAUUUCUUCAUGUAUAAAUAGGAUCUAUCAUUUUUAUCACUUAUUUUUGGUGUGAAAGGUGAGGUCACUGCAGAGUUUCUCUUCUAGAAGCCAGAAGGAGAAUGAAGGGACUGAUGCUGUAUUGUUCUAUUUCUUGGCUACCUCACCCUGGACAUUAAA
Messenger RNA from Lagenorhynchus albirostris (white-beaked dolphin), 1814 nucleotides. RefSeq names its product claudin 23 (gene CLDN23). The record is from RefSeq and is a predicted model, not a curated record. Gene Ontology annotation, biological process: bicellular tight junction assembly; cell adhesion. Gene Ontology annotation, cellular component: bicellular tight junction; plasma membrane. The transcript has a single exon. Gene Ontology annotation, molecular function: structural molecule activity. Lineage: Eukaryota; Metazoa; Chordata; Mammalia; Artiodactyla; Delphinidae. The coding region runs from base 178 to 1059 and encodes 293 amino acids.